UUUCCUUCCUCAAUCAUCAUCUUCCAAAUGUGCCACAUUAAAACAGCGCGCGCAGGGAAAAGUAAACAAUAACUGAAUAAAAAGAAAAAGAAGAAGGAAACGAAGAAGAAGCAAGCAUGUCUAAAAGAACAGUCUUUACAACCAUCAGCCCGUUACCGGCGGGCGUCUCUCGCGAGGUGGUCAUCGACUUUUUACACAACCACACCGAGAUGAUCGACCUCAACCCGCUCGUGAUAGAGCGCCACCCCAUCGAGCCCCCCGAGGGCGCCGACCUAGACGAGAAGACGUGCGUCUGGUAUUCCCUCACAGACAAGAUCGACUACCUGCCCGGAGGCAAGGUCUCAGGCGACGUGAGCUACACCUGCGCCUUCCACGACCUCCCCACCGGCAUCCAGACGCACUGCCGAGCUCCCCUGGGCGUCGACAUCCGCAACAGGUGGACCCUCAACGGCACCCUGCCCGGUGAGCCCCCCGAGCGGCCCGAGCUGGGCCUCGGCGCCCCGGCAAGCGGGCUGUAUCUUCGUGAGGACUGCGACCUGCGGUGCAACAUCCUUAUGACAGGCUUCGUCAAGAAGAACCUGAAGAAGUCCCACGCCGCACUGGUCGACAGGCUGGUUGAGAAGGCC
Cryphonectria parasitica EP155 is the source of this 626-nucleotide messenger RNA. RefSeq lists its product as uncharacterized. The transcript has a single exon. The record is from RefSeq and is a predicted model, not a curated record. The annotation marks the transcript as partial. Lineage: Eukaryota; Fungi; Ascomycota; Sordariomycetes; Diaporthales; Cryphonectriaceae.